AGGAUCAGCUGCCUUUUACAAACUGUCGUGGAGCGAAGCUGUGUCAGGAAGCUGCUCGAGGUUCACCGUGUGGCGUUGGUUUAGACUUUUAAACCUAACAAAACCGAACCAGCAUUCGAUUACUAAAAAUUAAGUGUAUAUUGCUGUCUAGUUUCUUCGGUGACGCAACCAGUUUUUCAGUGCACACUUUCAGAUAGCGAAACUGGUGUUGUGCCCGGACACAAGAAUCGGCUUGAGGAAGAUCAGCGGCUUGUAGUAAACCGAGCUAGAAAACAAUACUGGCAAGAAGGAAGAACGAGCAGCGAAACCACUGAAGACCCCCGUUCGCAAGCGGGCUCUGCUUCUGUUGGUACUUGCUCUGUCUUGCUUUAGCUCCUAGUUGUAUUUAAGAAAUCCCUGGCAGUCCUUAAUCUUCAUCAGGAAAAAAGCCAAUGGAUAAGAGGCAGGGAGAUUUGAAAUUUGCUUCUUCAAGAGUAUUUGGCAGAGAAGCUGGAAUGGGAAUUCUCACCCAGGCAAAUAAUGGAACAGAGCUGCAGAGGAAUAAUCAUUCACCAUUGUCCAAGUGCAAUAGCACGCGAUUGGGUCAAACUGGUAAAUCAAAGUGUAUUAAAGAGAAUAUCCCCAAAAACACAGCAGAGAGUAAAAUUCCUGUGGCAGUCAAAACUUAUCAGCGUAAAUGUGUAGUUGACUUUGAAAAGGCACAUCGUGCUUGGGAUGCCAACUUCAGGAAGGGUAAAGCUUUGAAAAAGAAGCCCUGUACUCAACCAAUACCAUUUAACUUCACUCAAAAAGGAGAGAGGCACAUACAGGGAAACUCUGCUACUUUCAUUAAGCAGAACAGUAUUGGAGGGCCAGCAUCUUCAAACCAUACUGCUACACCAGACAAAGCAAAGACUCCAAGAAAAGUGGUAAAGACUGUUGAAAAUGUGGCUACACCACCCGGUCGUGUUGUGCGUUAUUGUAAAGAAUCGGAGAGUACAACUUCAGAAAGAAACAUUAGUAAAAACCAACUUGCUUUGACCUGCUUGGACACUUCCCAAUCAAGAAGGAUAGAGGCUGUGGUCUCACCAAAUGGUUCAAGUGACCAAAGAUAUGGAAAUUCAUGCAAUGACGUUGUACCCCGUAGCCUCCAGUACCUUCCUCAAAAACGAUUUGAUGACGUGCUUUGUAGAACUGACAGAUACCUAGCAGGCGAGAAAACUGAAAAGGGCCAACUUAAGCAAGAUGAUGUUUGCAGAGUUGACACAGCAGAGUCCGUGAUUGUAUCAAAACUAAACAGUCUUCCUUCUUCACCCCCCACUAACCAAAAUCCAGAACCCUUUCACAAAUCAUCUUUGCACCAAGCAAGAAUAUCUGCACUUUCAAAGGAGGAAAUGUGCCCUUCCAAUGAUAGAAACAUGGCUGUGGCUUUCUCUCCUGAUCCUAUUUCUCUGGAUAGUAUUUUGCAAAAUACAGGUAUAAAAGCUUCAGCACAGCUACCAGGAGUACAUGUUUCUGGGCCUGGGCGUGUUCAUGUUUCUCAAAACCGCAUUUCUUGUAUGGCACAACGUGUGUCCAUUUUAAAGCCCCAGACUCAAGGUUUUAACCAGGCUGCUUGCUCUAGUUCACCUCAGACUCCCAAGUGGAGUGUUCAGAGAGUGCCAGAUAUUCGACACAACUCACUGAGGAUUCGAUCACUCAUUAAAAAUGCUAGUGCAUACCGGGAUAUUCAGAGAAGAGCUGUUGUGCAAUCUCAAAAUGACCAGACGCCUAUCCAGCCUAGGCAGUACUUUGGGAAAAACCUGUCAAAUGAAGCUUCUGGAAAAGGUGCCAGUCCUGAAAUGAAGGAUUUGGCAAUUUGCCUGUUUAAUGAGGCUAAAGAUACUCAAGAGGACAGCCAGUCUGUGACAAGCUGCCAAGAAAGGCAACACCCUGGGAAAACUGAGAAUAAAAAGAAAUCCCCAAUGGACAAGGAGCUUACAGAUUACCAACAUAAAGAGAAGUCCCAUUCACAACAAAAUCAAGCUGUCCCUUCAGUUCCUCCUCCUUUUUUCCAGGCUGUACACAGAGAAUCUGUUAUUAUGUUUUCUCAAGGUGGAAAAGUAUGUGGGCCACUACCCCUUCCUGUUGUAGCAGUUCCACAGACCCAAGCUUCACAGAAUUCUGCUUUUUCUCAGUCAUCUAUUGCUGUGGAAAAAGAACGGUUUGCCUCUAAUCCAGUACCUUUUAGAUCUUCAGGAUCACCUUCUUUGACUGACGCAGAGAACGUUGCAUCAGGCUGUUCAGCAUUACAGUCUUGUGCAGCCUUUUCACUGAAUGAAGGUGGUGUCAUUCAACCAAGGUCUAAGAUGCCUCCUCUCACUUCAGCACAAGCCAGGCAGCGAAUGACAGAUGUCUUAUUGGAUGAGGAGUGUGCCUUCUACACGAGUCGAAAACUGGAUCAGCACCGUUUCCUUUGCAGAAACUUUACUAACCCGAUAGCUGGAACCCUGUACUUUCAAGAAAAUAUUAUAUUUAUUCCUGUCAUCUUGCCUGCAAAUCUACCAGAGGCUCAGUCGGAGCUUCCUGUAGUAGUUUCAGCUACCAGUUAAGAUACUGGUAAAUCAAACAUUUUAGGUUUUACACUUCCAUAUUGGAAAGUGACAUUCAGUAUUCCUUCCCAUUUUUAAGAGUUUCAGUGUUGGGUCUAUCGACAGAUCCAUGUUCUGUGCUUUCGUUGGGAUACUUCAGAGCACUGUGUAUGUGAGCAGAGCAUCCUCACAUUAUCUAAUCACUUUGGGCCUUUAAGCUUUAAAUUCACCCCAGAAUCACUCUGUCUUAACUUAUGAAAUUUAUGUAUAUAACUUUCUAAAUAAAAAUAUAAUUGUCAUGUCAA
This is a messenger RNA of Polypterus senegalus (gray bichir), 2854 nucleotides long. Its product is annotated as trophinin associated protein. The transcript is spliced from 14 exons. Bases 432 to 2570 code for a protein of 712 amino acids. Lineage: Eukaryota; Metazoa; Chordata; Cladistia; Polypteriformes; Polypteridae. The record is from RefSeq and is a predicted model, not a curated record.